ACAUGGCGCCCAGCCGUGAAUGGAGCGUCCCCCCCGUUGUCGCACGGGCCGCGGUCGAUAUGUGAACCUCCGUCGUUUUAACGCCGGAGACCGUUUCAACCUAACCCGUUAGCAGAAGCACGGACGCGACAUGCUCUGAAGCGUACGGCUUCACCGUCGCGCCAGGAGUCUUGCGAGAGAUCGUCGCGGGGAGUAGCGCAAGGCGACGCCGUCGCACGCCCCCGUCCACUGCUGCCGCCGAGAGAAAGCAUGACAGACCUCUUCAAGUCGGCGUUGGGCUACUUCGCCGGCGGCGGCAGUUCGUCGUCGUCUUCGGCAAACGCCCGCGGCGAAGACCACGAGUUCGUCGGCCAGGUGGUCGAGCUCGGCAACCAGAAGCUGCGCGUCAAACGGGUCCUCGCCGAAGGAGGCUUUGGCUUUGUAUUUGCAGCGCAAGACUUGUCAUCGAACAGGGAAUACGCACUCAAGCGAAUGUUUGCUGGAGAUGAGGAAGCCAGCAGAUCCAUUCUCCAAGAAGUCAACGUCCUUAAAAAGCUUUCCGGCCACCCAAACGUGAUAGACUUCAUUGCAGCUGCCGCUAUUGAGAAAGGCCAGUCGGGUCAUGGGAAAUCGGAAUACCUUCUCCUCACAGAGCUCUGCCCAGGUGGUCCCCUGGUGGAUGUCCUUCAACAGCGGACAACAGACCUCAGCCUUGGGCAGGUGCUGCAGAUCUUUUACCAGACGUGCAGUGCCGUCUGCCACAUGCACUCACAGAGCCCGCCCAUCAUACACCGAGACCUCAAGAUUGAAAACCUCUUGCUGAGUUCUAAGGGCACCAUCAAGCUCUGCGACUUUGGCAGCUCAACAACAAAAUCCUAUAAGCCCGACAGCUACUGGACGGCCAUCCAGCGGAGCCUGGUCGAAGAUGAGAUGUGCAAGAACACGACUCCGAUGUACCGGCCGCCGGAAGUGUUGGACACGUACAACAACUACCCGAUCAACGAGGCCAUGGACAUUUGGGCCCUGGGCUGCGUCCUGUUUCUCCUGUGCUUCCGCGAGCACCCGUUCCCGGACUCGUCCAAGCUCCGCAUCCUCAACGCCAACUACAGCAUUCCCCCUGGAGACACCCACUUCGACAUCUUCCAUGACCUCAUACGGGGCAUGCUCCAGGUAAACCCGACAUCACGGCCCACGGUCAUCGACGUGACUGAGCGACUGCAGGAGAUGGGCGAGGCCAAGAACGUGCGGCUGGAGGACUCACCGGGCCUGCGCGGUCCAAACCCGGUGGCGGGUGGUGCGUCCCAGGGCGACACCAGUGCAGCACCGCACAGCGUGCCGAACUCCACUUCCGCACCGCCCAGUCGGCCACCUCCACCAACCCUCAACGUCCACGGGGGCACAGUUCCCGCGGCGGCUGCUCCUCUUCCGACGACAGCGGAAGGAAGCUGGGGCAGCGCAGGCCUCCUGACGUCGCUACGUGGCGGCGCAGGUAGCCUGCUCAAGCGCCUCGGGGACACCUCCUCCAAGGUCAUGCAAAUUGCCCAGCAGACAAUGGGCAAGGCUGACUUAGACUUCAACUACAUCACAAGCAGAAUUGCCGUGAUGUCGUACCCCGCGGAAGGGCUGGAGUCAGCGUACCGUAACCAUGUGGAGGAUGUGAGGACGUUACUGGACACCCGGCAUCGGGGUCACUACGCCAUCUACAACGUGUCGGGCCGCGCCUACUCGUCGGCCAAGUUCGAGUGCAAGGUCACCGAGCGGGGUUGGCUGGCACGGAAGGCCCCACCCCUGCACACCCUGUUCAACCUGUGCCGCUCCAUGCUGGCCUACCUGAGCCAGGACGGCCGUAAUUUGUGCGUCGUCCACUGCCUCGACGGCAAGUGUUCGUCAGCAGUGCUGGUGUCGGCGUUCCUGGUGUUCUGCCACCUGUUCGACAGCCCCGAAGAGGCCCUGCAGAUGUUUGCUGUUCGCCGGUGUCCUGUUACCCUCUGCCCUUCCCAGAUUAGGUACAUCCAAUACAUGUCACAGAUGGUCUCCCAGAACCACCAGGUGUUGCCGCACCGGUUUCCACUGCAGAUUGUGGCGCUCAUGCUGAAGCCCGUUCCUAUGUUCACUAAGCUCAGGGAUGGAUGCCGGCCUUUUGUGGAGGUCUACGUUGGGGAGGAGCGUAUACAUACUACAUGCCAGGAGUACGAACGAAUUGCUCAUCACAACUAUGCAGAGAAGCAGCUGGCGAUUCCGUUGAAUGUCGCGGCUGCAGGAGACGUGACAAUCGCAGUCUACCAUGCUCGGUCAUCGUUUGGGAAGGUGUCACCGGUCAAGAUUUGCCAGGUCCAGCUAUACUCUGGAUUCGUGGCUCCCGGCACAACACAGCUGACAUUUUGCAGGCAUGAACUUGACGGCAUCGAGGAGCUGGACCGGUACCCAGAGGGCUUCCAGCUGUCCCUUGAGGUCCGGGUAGGUGACACUCCUAGCCCACGGCUCACCAAUGGUCUGUGGGCCGACCUCGAGCACUUGGAGACAAACGCUGCCAUCCUGUUCAGCACUGAUGAAGAGCUUGAGGCCUGCAUUGGUCACUUCUCAAGGAAUGCCCCUGCAAGGCCUCCUCCACCCGCGACGCCCAGCUUGCCAAGUAGGGACACUUCGCCGCAGCACUCGGAGAGUGACGUUCCGAGUGCCACCACGUCUGCAGAGACACUGCUGGGACCGAUGCGCAAGCUUUCAGCAGCAGAUGGUGGAAAUGGGGCAGCUGUCAACAGCAACGCGGUGCCUCCGCCGCGGCCCAAGGCCAAAGAGGUGGACCUGCUCAACCUAGCGAGCUUCUCCAUCGACGACGGCAGCAGUGGCGAGGCACAAGCACCCUCAGACCGCACGGUGGACGACCUUCUGGGCACAUCCUUGUCCAACCAGCCGACAUCAAACUUUGACCUUCUUAUCAAUCACAGGUCUGCGCAGCCUCCGCUGAUCGGCGACCUCUCAUCGUCCGGCGCGCCAGCCUUUGACCCAUUUGCCGCCAAUUCCACCGGGUCAGCACCAUCAACGGUGCCCACUGUCAACCUGUUGGAUGCCAAGUCUCCAACUGCCACCAAGGGCGGGGCCGACCUCUUCGACCCGUUUGGAACGGCCACCCCGGCUUCUGCUGCUCCCGGCUGGGCCAGCACCAGCGUCAGUGCGGGGAACACACCACAGCACAAGCAGGGUGGCAUCCCAAACAGCGUUUCAGCCUUCAACAUGGCUGCCGCUUCGACAGCGACAACUCAGAGCGGAGGGGGUGCCGCCAAGCACGACACCAUGCCGGGGACGUGGGACACCCUGUUCCCGGGCAGCACGUGGGUGCCGCUUGUACCCUCAACGGGUGGCAGCGGAACGGGGACACCAGCGUCUGGAUUGACGCGGAAUGCUUCUACACCCAACCUCGAGGCACUUGGGCGCAAGGCUGACCCAUUUGCGGACCUAGGAAAUCUAACAGGUGGCUCCACUGGUGCCGGUGCAGCCUCUAAGACAGCAGCAGCAACCGCGACUGGCUUCCCAGCUUGGUCACAGCCAAAGCCAGCCACAGCCACAAGCAGCCCACAGCCGACUGGAAGUGGGACACAAGUCGGUGGGGCCGGCGCCAAUGGUGCAAAGUGGAGACCCGGCAGUGCAGUUCCCCCGGCUGCUUCUACGGCUCCCGCGGGGCCUUCGAAGCCAAACUACAGCGCCGCAGCCGCGCCAGGCGGCACCAGCAUAUUCGUGGACAAGACUGCGCCUUCGGCUGGGGCACCUUACAGCAAUGGCCAGAAGGCGAAGCUGACGGAGGACACAUUCGAGGACCUUCUGGGCACGCAAGGUUUCUCGGGUUUUGGUAAAAAGGACACGGGCCCCAAGACAAUUGCCGAACUUCGCCGGGCCGAGAUGGCCAAGGAGAUGGACCCAAUCAAGCUCAUGAUCAUGGACUGGACAACGAAGAAGGAGCGCAAUAUCCGGGCGCUGCUGUGCUCGCUGCACACGGUCAUAUGGGAGGGCUGCCGCUGGACCGAGGUGGGCAUGCACCAGCUCGUGUCGCCAGCCGACGUCAAGCGCUGCUACCGCAAGGCCUGCCUCGCCGUACAUCCCGACAAGCUUGUUGGCACAGAGCACGAAGAAUUGGCCAAGCUCAUCUUCAUGGAGCUCAACGAUGCCUGGAGCGAGUUUGAAAAGCAGCAGGGACUUGCCUAGUCAGGGAAGGGCUUGACUUCACCUCUCACCUCUGCUCCCCUCGCACAACCUCGGUGUUGUGGCAGCAGCAAGAAGCGCACAGGGACGGAGAACGAAAAUGACGUGGGGUUCACAGCGCCCAUGCAGCGUGAAUGCCAAAAAAGCGAGCAAAAGAGCAGCCGCAGCAACGGCAAGAGCAGAGGUGUCCGUGUGCCGGCCGCGUGCACAUGUUCCCAACACAAUCAUGGACCUUUAUUUUACGCUUUUUUUUUUUCUGUGCUUGUCAUUGUUUUACCCAUCGCCGAAGAAGCGGUUCUUGUCACAAGUCGACAUACACCAAAUUGUUACGUAUUGUUGACAUUUAUGUGUGUGUGGAGUUUGUUCCUGAAAACUUUGUAAGUGCUAUACAAGGGGGUAGAUUGACCUGGUUCUGGUCUGAGAUCCAUGGCUGGUCAGAAUCAAUGCAUCGCGGUCAAGUGCUAGUCGUUAGGCUUGUCUUGACUUGGCUUUGUUUUGAGCCAGGUUUGAGUGUAACUUUUUUUUUAACAAAGUCUGUUAGGCACAGCACUGCCUUUACUGUACAUUUGUGGGGCAAACGCUGUUGCUGCUUCUUUAAUGUUGAAUCAGUUGCUUUUGCUGCCUUUUACCCACAUAUUCAAAGAGUGGCAGUGAGAUAUACCUGAGCAGUAUUGAAACACUUGGAUUCACUUUAGUUCUUAAUGUGAUCAAAGUUCAAAACCAGUGAGAAGCACUUGAACUUACUGGAAUCUGAAAAUGCUCUACUGUCAGAAACCAGUCUUGCUAUGGGAAAUGCUAAAACGUGAAGCUGUCUGGAACUGGGGAUUUAGUGAGACAGCAAGCAUUCGAUCCAGUUAUAAAUGUUCUAUCUGAUUUACUCUUUAUUUUUUAUUAGUUUUGUACAGUUUCUAAUUUGCACCUUUGUGUGAAUCUCUGAUUUAAGAAAGCCUUAACCAGUACUUGUGUGCAUAAGAGGUGACAAAACUUCUUUUUUUCUUUUUCAACGCACUCUAUAGCUGGCGUCUGUUCAUGGCUAGACGUGUGCUCAACUGUUGAUACUUUAAACAUGCCCCCUUUUUUUUUCUUUUUUUUUUCUACCUUUUGUACAUAAAGUGAUUUUUUGUGACCGCGUUUCUGUCUUGCGGCUUUCCUUUUGUUGUUCCAAUUUUGAGCCAGUCUUGCAGGCUCCUGCUGUAAGCUCUGUAGUCUUGGUUAUUAUUAUUAUUUUGACAUCCUUGGGGGUGCACAUUUGUUUCUGUAGCUAGGUUUUUACUCGACUGCCUACGUGGUAGGCGGUUGAGUUCGGCAUUACAUACAACACGAAGGCAUCUUGCUGUGUCAUCAUUCCAGCACUUUAUAUUUGCAUAUCAUUGUCACACCGAGUUUUGGUUUUAUAGGGAUCAAAAAAAUAAGACUUGAACAUUCUGUGUCGGCUUCAUUUGGCAAAUUUUUGUAAAGGCUUUGUCAAAUGUGGCACUUGCAAACAAGUGAAGAAAAAAAUGUGUCGCAGUUGUAUUCCCUCCAGUGGGCUGUGUUCUUGGUUCCCAACUUUCUGCGUUGUUCUUAUCGAUAGGUGCUCUGUAUGGUGCCUUUUCUUUUAUGUUAGCUUGUUUAUUUGGUUGGCUCGUUAACCAUCUCCUUGCUGUUCACUAACCAGUACCUCUGUAGCAGACAGGCGCAGUACAUGUAACUAGCACAAUAGCUGCAAGCCUAACGACACACACACUCUGUGAAAGCUGCACAGUAGAUUUUUAAGUCUUCGCUUUAGAACUAACCGUUACAUGUUUUCUGUUUCGUGAAGUUUUUUUAUGGUUACACUUAUUAAUCAAAGUACUUCAGCUGGUUUGUACAAAGUCAUUCCUGUGCUUCUGUCUUCAUUGGAGAGAGUUCAAUGGCGGGGGGAAAUUCACAACCUCGCCCCUCAAGUUGGAGGGCUUCGUUCAUUGCAUAGGGAAUGCUGUCCAGAUCAUGUGCCAUGUUUUGCUUAGCCAGGUUACUCUAUAUCCUUUCUUAUGGGCGGGAUGCAUGUUCGAUGAACACAAUUGUAUGCUUUGACAUAUUUUGUGCACGGAGGAUCACACUUAUGUUGUCAACUUGAAACGCAGAUCUGGCUUUGUCAUUGUGACUGGCGAUUACGCCGUGUGUGAGAUAUUGGCAGGUUAGGGGUAAUGCAGCUGACAUAAUACUUGUGAACUGAAUGUUUAAAACUGCAGCAGGAGGCUAUGUAAGGUUUGGUUCUGCAGUUGGAUUUGUGAGCAGCGCAUUUACCAUGACAUGUUUGUCAUUUUAGUUGUGAUUUUAUUGUUUCUUCCACCUAUCUCUCGAUUUCUUUUACCGCACCGUGUGCUACUACCACUGCUCUUAAGUGUUGCAUAGUUAUCCAGUUGUCACAGGUGGGUAGCAGUGUUGCACAGUGUAUGUGCAUGUCACUGAGGUUGAAGUCACGAAGAUGCAAGAACACCUUGAUGUUGCGCAAGGGGACGGGGUGCCUCACCAAUGCUGUUUCGUCGGUGUCGGCACAAGUAUUUGCUGUUCUCAGCGAGCAAGUCAUCACGGAGCGCUGCUUAGCGAAGAAUGUCGCACCAAACAGGCACAUUUAGGCUACAAGACAGGCUUUAGAAUAUGCUGUGUUCCUCAUCCCUUUUAGAGGCAGCGUGGAGGCAUCUCUCUGGGAACUGAUGCAUCUACGGGGUGUAGCCACUUGAAAUCGAUGCUGUCGUAGGCAACAUGUGUUGAAGAGGACUUUCAGUUGCUGCAACAGUCAUUAUAAGGGUGCACUGUGAUUGGGUUGUGCAUGGAUGUCAGUCCAUACAGCAUUUGUUGUGAUUUGUUAGUUAGUUCAGGACAGUUGUUAGGAGCAGUUGUCAAGAUGUGUGCCGAAAGUUGCUGAGACAUCUUCCAGAAUUCGUAGUGUUGUAGAGAGGUCAGCACAGUAGUGUUAUCAGUUCUCCUGGCUCAACCACGGUCAGAGAAAGCAGCUCAUUAGUGUUCAAUGCAAUAUAACUUUUGUGAUGUCUUCAAAUUUAUUGGAGGAAAAAAUAUGAAUAGAUCUUAUUGCAAUCACAUUGAACAUUGGCCAGCCCGCUUCAGCAUCAAAAUUACUCUGCUGUGAGCACUUGAUUUACUGCUGAAGUGUCGUCUUUAACUGGUGACACUGCAUUGCUAACAAAAAUACAGAGGAUGCUUACAAAGGCAUCUCUGAAAAGCAUGAGAAGACUGGGGACGUAUGUGAGCCCCACCACAUGGUCUAGCAACUGGUUCAGUCACACACAAAGUGGCCUGGCAACUUCGUGCAUUGUGCUGUACAAAUGCACUGUACUUCAUUAUGCUAAGUUUAUACAUUCAUGUUAGUUGCAAGCAUGAUUGGUGUAGACAACUUCUAACAUUGAGCCCUUCAAUGAACAGAUAGAAAUUAGUGCAAAUAGGGGAUUAGUCAUUGCCUUUAGAUAGUUUUAAUGGUAUGAUGAGCGCAACAACCAAGUUCUUGGUAGAGGGAGCUAUCGGAUGUUUUCCGUGGUCAUUCGUCCAAAGGACGUGCAGUGGCCUUCUAUACAUUUCGCUCAUCGGUCUCUAGAGGGAUGCCUUCUCGAAGCGUUCUCCUCGGUGAUGUAUAGUACUGUACCUCUUGUCUCUCCGGUUGCAAGCUGAUUAGUGCCCCAAGCCUGUAAGGGAAAAAAAAAAUUUAUUCCACGAGUUCAUAAGUAAUAAGUAAACGUCGUGUGUGAGGUGUGCACUGAGAGUGUAAUAUAUGGUGGCAGAGAUGGUGACAGAACUUCUUGUUUUUUUUGUCUGUGAUAGAGCUGAGGAGAGCUUGUCUGUUUACGUCGUCAAGCUUCCCACAAGUGCGCCUGCUUGCGUCAAUGCUGUGCCUACAAAUGAUGCUGAGGGCUUUCUUUGUCCUGGCUUUGUGUCCUCUUGAAUAUUCUCCGAAUUUGACUCUGAUUGUCAUGAUUGUCUUGUGUCGAAUUCUGUGAUAAUGUAGUACUCCAUGGUACUUUUUUGUGGCACUUGGUACACUCACAGUUAAGAGCAAAAUGCCAUGAGAUUAAGAUGCUGACUGAAGAGGAGACUGACACUUUAAUCUUCAGAUUUUGGCAUGUUAAUCAUAAUUGCAAAUUUUUUUUAGUAAUUAGCCCAGCAUUCAGAUAUACAUGACUGCUUUUUCAGCAGACUGCUAGAGAAACUGUUUGCAAGUGGGAGUAAACUGAGGAAUGUAAAUAGUUGUUUCCCUUUUACAUUAGUCUGUUGGAAGCAGAGUGCUUGGUGUUGUUUGAACGAGCAGAAUGUGUGUGCUGAACACCACUUUGCAUAUCAAACUUACUGCAUUACUAAAUUACUGGCAUGUCAUUAGAUUUUGACUUCAGUGCCUGUUAGAUUAACAAGCUAAGGAAAUAUAUACAGUACGGGCCAAUUUUAGAGUAGAUGCUUUAUUAGCGUUCAAGGGCUGAUGACAGCUUAUAUACGAUACAAAGGCCUGCUGAUUGGAAGUCAAUAACUACCAAGGCCAUGGUAGAGUAUGCUUUUUAAAGUUCAGUAAAAAACAGAAGAAAGAAAGAAGGCAGGUAGGAAGAAAAUUUAACUUGAAUACCGUAUAACUGCUCCUGUUGAGUAGUAAAACUUCGUAAACACUCGUGUCAUACUAGUUUUGAAAACUUAUCACGGAGGUGGGUACUCGGAGGACACAAACAAAAGUCAAGCGUAGUACAUUUACCCUUACUUUCUCUAUGCAGUGCAUAUGUAUUUUGUGUCUGUACUUGUUGGAAGCUCGACGGCCAGUAGGAUUUCAUUCCACAAGCUGCUCUCGAAAAUGGAGGCUUGCUGUAAUAAGCCUUUACCCACUUCUCGCUCUCUCUCUGUGUUUGCUUUAUUCUUGCCAGUUUUUUUGGUGUCGAGUUUCCAUGUUGCCUGCAAAAUUGUGUUUCUGACUGAAGGUGUGUCCGUUUGUUGAUGUACAUAUUAUAAAUAUAUACAUAAAUACAUGCUGUUGAGAAAUCAAUGAAACAAUGCAAAA
Molecule: messenger RNA, 9184 nt
Organism: Dermacentor silvarum
Lineage: Eukaryota; Metazoa; Arthropoda; Arachnida; Ixodida; Ixodidae
Gene: aux
Product: cyclin-G-associated kinase-like
Exons: 26
Coding region: 250-4176 (1308 amino acids)
Biological process (GO): dephosphorylation; regulation of clathrin-dependent endocytosis; positive regulation of Notch signaling pathway
Cellular component (GO): cytosol; cytoplasm
Molecular function (GO): AP-2 adaptor complex binding; protein serine/threonine kinase activity; phosphatidylinositol-3,4,5-trisphosphate 3-phosphatase activity
Source: RefSeq, a predicted model, not a curated record